GGGAAACCAAAUACAUAGGCAAAACAGCAGUGUCACUCUGGGGAAGUAGACGUCUGUGUGGCAGCAGAGUAUGUGUAGAAGGACCUUUCGUUGAAUGUUGGAUAUCUACAUCAAGAGGAAUGACUGGACCUUUGAUUUAAGCCACAGGAUCCAAUUGUUCGUUCUUCUCCGGAGGCUUUGUCAGCAGCCAUGGCUUCCCUCGGGCAGAUGAUCUUUUGCACCAUGAUUAUCCUCAUCGUCUCAUUCGCUGCCCUCAUCAUUGUCAUCCUAUCCGUGUCCUUGUCAGGCUCCGGCUUCGGAGGCUCCACGUCUUCAGUGUUAAGCAACAACAAAAAGCCCAUUGCCAACCUCCGCAAGGACCAGCUUCUCAGUUGCUAUUUUAACACAGGACAAAAUUCCGUAAUCAACCAGGUGUCAGUCACCUGGGAGAAGAAGGGCCUGACUGGAGUUGUUUACAAGUAUGUUAAUGGAGCGGAUGCUCUUACGGACCAGAACCCACAGUUUAAAGCAAGGACCCAGGUCUUCCCUGAUUCUUUAGCCAGAGGGAACGGCUCUCUACUGCUGAGGGCUGUGAGAAGGAGUGACGAGGGGGAGUACACCUGCAGCAUCAGCUCAUCGGAAGGCAAAGGAACAGCCAACAUACAGCUCAGAACAGCAGCCUUUUCAGUCCCCACAUUUAAACUCUCCAGUGGCGCCCUGGUUGCUGAGGCGCGCAGCUGGUUCCCUGAGCCGAACGUAACAUGGUCAGACUUUGAUGGGCACGUCCUGCAGGGAAGCACGAACUUCACGCAAAACUCUGCAGGGAUAUUCAGUGUAGUCAGCAGACUGCAGUCAGUCAACAUAAGCGACACUUACACCUACAGGGUUGAAAAUAACCUUGUCACUGGCAUCUCUAGUGCAACUUUAACAGGUACUGAAGUAUCAACAAACACGUACUUCAUCUACAACGCUGCAUCAUCCCUGCUGUCAUUAACUUACCUGGCCAUCAUGACCAGUGUCCUCUGCAUCUACUAUCUGACCUGAUUACAACUCUCCACGUGUGUGUUUGUGUGCAUGCAUGUGUUAAUCAAAGCAAUUAAUCAAAGUACAUAAAAGCCGUUAUUUCUGACAAUUACGUUAUUCAAUUUUUUAUUCAUUUUGGUGGGUGUUGUUGCUAUGUCACAGCAUUUAACUGU
This is a messenger RNA of Acanthopagrus latus (yellowfin seabream), 1175 nucleotides long. It is a transcript of the gene vtcn1, whose product is annotated as V-set domain containing T cell activation inhibitor 1. The transcript has 5 exons. Lineage: Eukaryota; Metazoa; Chordata; Actinopteri; Spariformes; Sparidae. The record is from RefSeq and is a predicted model, not a curated record. The coding region runs from base 190 to 1023 and encodes 277 amino acids.